Messenger RNA from Cannabis sativa, 288 nucleotides. RefSeq lists its product as uncharacterized. NCBI's taxonomy places the organism in Eukaryota, Viridiplantae, Streptophyta, Magnoliopsida, Rosales, Cannabaceae. The record is from RefSeq and is a predicted model, not a curated record. The transcript has 2 exons. Bases 1 to 288 code for a protein of 95 amino acids.
AUGACUCUUAUACUUGUGUAUGUCGAUGAUAUAAUCAUCACUGUGUCAACAAGGUCUGUCAAUUCAUGGCCAACCCUCAACAUACUCAUUGGGAUGCAGUCAAAAAGAAUACUGAGAUAUCUCAAUGGUACAGUUUCACAUGGUUUGAACUUCAAAUGUCCCAAAGAUUAUGAUGUCACUGCCUUUUGUGAUGCUGAUUGGGCUAGUGAUCCAGAUGAUCAAAGAUCAACAUCAGGCUUUACCAUUUUUCUUGGUCCUAAUCUGGUUGCUUGGCAAUGCAAGAAAUAA